Messenger RNA from Schizosaccharomyces japonicus yFS275, 1783 nucleotides. Its product is annotated as BAR adaptor protein Hob1. Bases 123 to 1493 code for a protein of 456 amino acids. The transcript has 2 exons. Gene Ontology annotation, cellular component: actin cortical patch; Rvs161p-Rvs167p complex; mating projection tip. Gene Ontology annotation, molecular function: cytoskeletal protein binding; calmodulin binding; lipid binding. The record is from RefSeq and is a predicted model, not a curated record. Gene Ontology annotation, biological process: endocytosis; establishment or maintenance of cell polarity; protein localization to cell division site. NCBI's taxonomy places the organism in Eukaryota, Fungi, Ascomycota, Schizosaccharomycetes, Schizosaccharomycetales, Schizosaccharomycetaceae.
CAGGCGUAACAUAAACCGUUUAUGUAUAAUUUAUGGGUAUUGCGUUUGCAUACGUCUGAUCGGUUUCAUGAGGUACCCGAGAGUACUCGGCUGCCAGAACUCAACGUAAGCCAUAGUCUUCAAUGAGCUGGAAAGGAUUUAAAAAAGGAAUUGUGCGUGCGCCGCAGACUUUCCGGAGCAAAUUUAACAUUGGUGAAAUUACUCGGGAUCCAAUCUACGAGGAUGCUGGACGUCGGUUUAAAAGUUUGGAAGCUGAGACGAAGAAGCUCUCUGAUGACUCGAGAAAGUAUACCGAUGCUGUGAACGGUAUGCUGAAUCACCAGUACGAGUUUGCUCAGGCUUGUAUUGAGCUCUAUAAACCAAUUAGUGGACGUGCUUCUGAUCCAGAAUCCUACGAGAACGAGGGAAAUGCUGCUGGAAUUGAAGCCGCUGAGGCUUAUAAGAAAGCCGUUGUGGAAGUGAAGGCCGAACUGGCUUCAGAGUUAGACGUAAUUGAGGCUCGUAUUGUCAAACCUGCUCAGGCUUUGAUUACUGUAAUUCGAGCAGUGGACAAGUUGCUUGUGAAACGUGAUCACAAGCAAUUGGACUAUGACCGUCAUCGUUCGAGUUUGAAGAAGCUUCAGGAGAAGAAGGAUCGUUCUUUGAAGGACGAAAAACACUUGUACCAAGCCGAGACUGCGUUUGAGCAAGCUUCCCAAGAAUAUGAAUACUACAAUGACUUGUUGAAGGAAGAGCUCCCUCGUCUCUUUGAGCUGGAGACUGAGUUCAUUGCUCCUUUGUUCCGUGCCCUCUAUUUCAUGCAAUUGAAUAUCUUCUGGACGCUGUAUGAAAAAAUGAAUGUCUGUGACAUUGCUUAUUUCAAUCUCAACACCGAUAUUGUUGAGGAGUUCGAGGCGAAGCGUGGAGAUGUGCAAGCUCGCACAGAGGCACUCACCAUCACACACUUUAAGACCGCAAAACCGAUUCGCAAGCUUGGUGCUCCUGGAUCCAGCUCAUCGCCUAAGAAUAGCAAUGACUCUAGUAGACCGGUCUAUCCUAGCACCGACUCCAGCAAACCGGCCUACAAUAGCAGUUCGAAGGCCACCGAAGCGGCCAUGGACUCGAUGAGUGCUGGUGUUGAGGCGCCUCCUUCAUACUCAAUCGUUUCUUCCUCUUCUUCUCCUUCCUUCACAGCUAAUGCCCCCCCUUCGACCGCCUCGUCUGCAGCCUUUGGUACGCCUCCUGCAUAUGUGGACGCAUCCCCUAUCCAACAUGCUCCUGCAGCAGCUGCUGUCCCUCCUCCUCCGCCUCCCGUUCCUGCAAAACCAGCUGUCCCUCGUGCAGAGAUUGUUACCGCUCUGUAUGAUUACACUGCUCAAGCUCCUGGUGAUCUUUCCUUCCAAGCUGGUGAUCGCAUUGAAAUUGUCAGUCGUACCAACAAUCAAAAUGAAUGGUGGAUUGGUCGUUUGAAUGGAGCCGAGGGCAAUUUCCCCGGUAACUAUGUUCAGCUUUAAACUGGCCGAUCUUCCAAGCACAUGAUGCAUCUUUAAAGGCAUCCGUAAGUCUUGCCGGUUUUAAACAAUGUUUUACAUGUGGAUUUGGACAUCUUGCACAUAGUCCUUUUUGGUCAGGGGGACAAGCUUCAGCUUAACAUUCCUUAAAACAUUCCGAAAACUGUGUGUGUGUUCAAUUUUGUUUUUUGUCAACGGCUGUUAGAUUUUGGCAACCGCGUCCGGAUUUUUCGUCCGGCUUCAUUUCGUUUAAAUCAGCUGUGUUCUUAUUAAUGAACUAUUACAUUUUCAUG